GGCGGGCUCCCAGCGUGCGCGCGGGGCCGCGUCACUUCCUCUGCGGAGGGUGCUGGCGCCGGGGACGCUUGUGUCGGCGGCGGCAGCGGCGAAGGGGAGCGGAGCGGCGGGACCAUGAGCGACAGCGGGGAGCAGAACUACGGCGAGCGGGAAUCCCGUUCUGCUUCCAGAAGCGGAAGUGCUCAUGGGUCUGGCAAGUCGGGGAGGCACACCCCUGCAAGAUCUCGAUCUAAGGAGGAUUCCAGGCGGUCCAGGUCAAAAUCUAGAUCCAGGUCUGAAUCCAGAUCUAGAUCAAGGAGGAGUUCCCGUAGACACUACACAAGAUCACGCUCCCGCUCCCGCUCUCACAGGAGAUCCAGAAGUAGGUCUUACAGUCGGGAUUAUCGGCGGCGACACAGUCACAGCCAUUCCCCCAUGUCUACUCGCAGGCGUCAUAUCGGAAACAGGGCAAAUCCUGACCCAAACUGUUGUCUCGGCGUGUUUGGAUUGAGCCUGUACACCACAGAAAGAGAUCUGAGAGAAGUUUUCUCCAAGUAUGGUCCCAUUGCUGAUGUUUCCAUUGUGUAUGAUCAGCAGUCUCGGCGUUCAAGGGGAUUUGCAUUUGUGUACUUCGAAAACGUUGAGGAUGCUAAGGAAGCAAAGGAACGUGCCAAUGGAAUGGAGCUGGAUGGAAGAAGGAUCCGAGUAGACUUCUCCAUAACAAAAAGACCUCACACACCUACCCCUGGAAUCUAUAUGGGAAGACCCACUUAUGGCAGCUCACGACGACGAGAUUACUAUGACAGAGGGUAUGACAGAGGGUAUGAUGAUCGUGACUAUUACAGCAGAUCGUACAGAGGAGGUGGUGGUGGUGGCGGAGGAUGGAGAGCUGUUCAAGACAGGGAUCAGUUUUACAGGAGGAGGUCACCAUCCCCAUAUUACAGCCGAGGGGGCUACAGAUCUCGAUCCAGAUCUCGAUCCUAUUCACCUCGUCGCUAUUAAAGCAUGACAUAUGGAGGAAUUUCUAGCUACAGCCUUUGAGUUGAAAUUGCAAGUUUGUGGACAAUAUUUUUAUUGUCUCUUCCAUUUAAACAAGUGAACAGUGCCUAGCGAAUAGGUGACUUUUACACCUUUUACGAAGACUACUUCUGUGGUGUUAAAUGCUGUUUCAUUCUGCAUAUUUGUGUAGUUUGGUGCUUUGUUUCAAGUUGUGUUUUGAAAGGAGUAUGUUUUGCAUGUAUUUUUUUAGUCUCCAUUUUGACUCCUGAAAGGUUUCUAUUGUAAAAACAAACUAUUCAGUUAGUUUUUUCUACUGAUUCCAAGGUAUUCUGAAGAUCAAAGCCUGUGUAAAAUGCUUUCCAAAAGUGAAAAAUAAAAUAAAAAGAAGUUUGUUUUUUCUUUUCCUACU
Messenger RNA from Strigops habroptila (Kakapo), 1387 nucleotides. It is a transcript of the gene TRA2B, whose product is annotated as transformer 2 beta homolog. Bases 115 to 981 code for a protein of 288 amino acids. Gene Ontology annotation, biological process: positive regulation of mRNA splicing, via spliceosome. Gene Ontology annotation, molecular function: RNA binding. Lineage: Eukaryota; Metazoa; Chordata; Aves; Psittaciformes; Psittacidae. The record is from RefSeq and is a predicted model, not a curated record. Gene Ontology annotation, cellular component: spliceosomal complex. The transcript is spliced from 9 exons.